Molecule: messenger RNA, 1742 nt
Organism: Oryctolagus cuniculus (rabbit)
Lineage: Eukaryota; Metazoa; Chordata; Mammalia; Lagomorpha; Leporidae
Source: RefSeq, a predicted model, not a curated record
ACCCGUAUCCCUCAUUGUCCCAACUCACCAUGAGGAGGCGGUGGCCAGCGUCCUCGGUCCGCGGUCAGCGAAGGAGGUUGUGUGGACAAACGCUGCCCGGUUGUCACGACGACAGGCCCCGCCCACUCGGGGGGCUCCAAGGCCGGCGCGCGCGCAGCGCCCUGCGCAGUCGCGCUGGGGUCCUUCCGGCUGGCGCUCCUCCCCUUUUGGUGACGGCUGGAUCCGCCCCCUUACCGCGCCCCGCCCCGCUCUCGCGGUUGACUGACGGAGCCGUGGAAGUGGUCGGCGGCGUUUACGGCUGUGGCGUGCCGGAAAGCACCUGGACGGGCUGCCGAACUGCCAAGGCCACCCCGUGCCUGUCCUGUCUUCCUCACCUUCGGACAGAUUCGUGUCUGCCCCUUCUAAAAGCACAUCCCCAUCUCCUUGCGACUCCCGCGUGUCACCACCGAACCGGCUGCCACUCACCUCCGCUACGUACUCUCUGGAAGCGCCUGCGUGCAGUCUUCCGGGCUCGCUGAAGCCAAGCAGUGAGAAUAACGUGGUACCGGCAUAGCUCACCCGGCCAGUUGCCUUCAGCCUCAGUUAUCAUUGAACUUCACGGGGAAUAACCACUAGUGAAGUGACAACUCUGCUUUAACCCAGGACUGGGGCUGUUUCAAUUGAGUCCAGUCACUGGAGAAAACCUACAGCACAGUGGGGAUCGCACCCCCUAUAACCCACACACGCUGCAGUCUCAGAAUAACGAGGGCUCCUCUCAGUCGCCAGCUCAUCCGGCAGUUACCUACCUCUCGGACUUCACGCAGGGUUAAGGAGCGGCCCCAGGCCCCAUUUGGACUGCUCACCUGGGAACCCUGGGGCCCCCUUUUCUCCCCAUGGCUAAACUAAACCUGCUGCCUGAAGGCCAAGUGUAGAGUAAUAAAGAUGAACUGCAUUGUUCUGGAUAAACUCAUGUCAAAGACUUGGACAGACUUCCCUUAGUUCCGUGAGCUUUUUCGCUAGGCAGAUAUUCAGUUAUUCGUAAACGCUACAAGGGACACCUUCAGGCAGGUGUCCGAGUCUCACAGGCUACACACUGAAUUAACUGAAGCUGUGCUCUGCGUGGCAUUCUGCGCCCUGUGAUUUGCAAUCCGAAAUUACAUCUAUGUAGUUUUAAUUCUGAUUUUAAAAAUGCAUUUUUGUCAUUUCUCAGUAAGAAUGAACCAUAUGAAUCACACUGGAAAUGAGUCUCUACCAAAACAAAAAGAUUUUUAAUGAAAGGGACUCUCCUGGACACACAUGGGGUUAUGUCCUGAUAAUCCUAUCAGAAGCUGAAAAUACAAUUGUAACUCACAAAUACAUUUAAUAUGCCUAACAUAUUGAACAUCACAGGUUAGCAUAACCUUACACCUGCGUACAACACUCAACUAACCUUAGAUUACUGUUGGGCAAAAGCAUCCAAGACAAAGCCUACUGUACAACAAAGUGCUGGGUCUCUAAAACGGGAAUUUUACAAAUAUGAUGUGGAAGCAAUGGCAGUUCCUGGGUGAUUUGUUUGCCCUAAGAAAGGAGCCAGAGACGCAGAUGUAUGAACUCCAGCAACAGAAGGUUACAGUGGCCACUCAGACACUAUACCGGCGGCAUUUGUCCAUUUGUCUUUCAGGUUUACGUGGCAUCUUCAAAAAGUUCACAGAAAAUGCAUACUAUGAAAAAGUGCAUGGAUUUCAAAAAUUUUUGCAGCAAAAUAAACUUACCCAUUAAUUUCA